UCCGGUGAGCACAGCUGCCGAGCAUCAUCUCAUUCUCAUCCUCCUCCACCCGCGUCAACGCCGCAGUCAAACGCCUCCCAUUCCCACUCUCCCCCCUAGCUAGCUCCCACCAUGCCGCUGCCGUCGCCGCCGGCCGCCGUCCUCCUCGUCCUCCUCCACCUCGCCGCCACGGCCACGGCGACCAACUUCACCUGCAGCGCGCCGCGGGGCACCAUCUGCCAGUCCGCCAUCGGCUACCGCGUGCCCAACGCCACCACCUACGGGGACCUCCUCGCCCGCUUCAACACCACCACCCUCGCCGGCCUCCUCGGCGCCAACGACCUCCCGCUCGCCACCUCGCCCAAGAAGCGCGUCGCCGCCAAGCAGACCGUCCGCAUCCCCUUCCGCUGCCUCUGCGCCGGCAACGGCGUCGGCCAGUCGGACCACGCGCCCGUCUACACCGUGCAGCCGCAGGACGGGCUGGACGCCAUCGCCCGCAACUCCUUCGACGCCGUCGUCACCUACCAGGAGAUCGCCACCGCCAACAAGAUCGCCGACGUCAACCUCAUCACCGUCGGCCAGAAGCUCUGGAUCCCGCUGCCCUGCAGCUGCGACCCCGUGGACGGCGCCGACGCCGUGUUCCACCUCGCCCACAUCGUCGACGCCGGGGAGACCACCUCCGGCAUCGCCGCCACCUUCGGCGUCACCGAGGACACGCUGCUCAAGCUCAACAAGAUCGCCGACCCCAAGACACUGCAGAAGGACCAGGUUCUUGAUGUCCCGCUCCCUGUUUGCAGCUCAUCAAUCAGCAACACCUCGGCUGAUCAUGAUCUGCGCCUCCCGAACGGCACCUACGCGCUCACCGCGCAGGACUGCAUCCAGUGCCGCUGCAGUUCAAACACCUUCCAGUUCCAGCUAAAUUGCACCGCACUGCAAGGAAAAAAGGGAUGCCCAGCGGUGCGGCCGUGCGGCGAAGGGCUCAAUCUUGGGCAGACAAGUGGCGCCGGUUGCGACUCCAAGAUGUGCGCUUACAGUGGUUAUUCCAACAGCUCUUCACUCAGCAUACACACCACUGUUUUCAAGAACCAGACAGCACCAGCAUGCGAGAAAGCAGGAUCUUCGAGGUCGGUAUUGGCAGGGUCCAUGUGGAGGAUACCUGCUAUCUCCUUCCACAUGGUGUUGAUCUUGGUAUGCUUCCUUUGAUACCGAAGACGCCCACUCUAGCCGCUAUAUAUAUAUAUAUAUUAUCUUGGAAAAAAAAACUCACGAUAGUAUAUCAAUUUGUUGAUCGAUGUGAUUGUUGUUGUUGUUGUUGUAAGUUGAAAUUCCGAUGACCGGUUUGUUGAGCUUUUCAUUUUGACUAUUCUUCUAGAGAAUGAGUCGCGCUAGCUGCCUGAAUAAAGCAAUGAUAUGCGUUAUUUUCGUA
Messenger RNA from Triticum aestivum (bread wheat), 1405 nucleotides. RefSeq names its product chitin elicitor-binding protein. The transcript is spliced from 4 exons. Lineage: Eukaryota; Viridiplantae; Streptophyta; Magnoliopsida; Poales; Poaceae. The record is from RefSeq and is a predicted model, not a curated record. The coding region runs from base 112 to 1182 and encodes 356 amino acids.